AUGCGCUUCUCGCUCAUCACUGUUGCUGCCGCCGCUUGUAUGCUCGCCGCUUUUGUUCAAGCAGCUCCUGUAGGUCCUCAAGAUGCUGCUGGUACUACUACUACAACUACUCAACAAGAAGGCCAACAAAAGCCUGCUACUGGCGUAGAUGCCAUUGAUGCUGUAUCGAAUGGUGGGCAGGGAAGUGCACUCAAGGCCGCAACGGAACUCGGCGAUAUCAAUUCACUUCGAAAAAUACGUGGAAAAUCGGACCAAGAUCGAAACGGUCUUACACCUGCGCAACAAUUUUGCGCAUAUCAAUCAGUUAGCGGCAGUGCUGGUUUGCAUAGAUUGCAACAUAAAGUGCAAAACGGAAUUCUCGGUGGUAGUCUGGAGUGUACAUUAGUGAAAGCUGCGGGAGUCUAA
This is a messenger RNA of Zychaea mexicana, 405 nucleotides long. RefSeq lists its product as uncharacterized. The transcript has a single exon. Bases 1 to 405 code for a protein of 134 amino acids. The record is from RefSeq and is a predicted model, not a curated record. NCBI's taxonomy places the organism in Eukaryota, Fungi, Mucoromycota, Mucoromycetes, Mucorales, Lichtheimiaceae.